This is a messenger RNA of Helobdella robusta, 1155 nucleotides long. RefSeq lists its product as hypothetical. The record is from RefSeq and is a predicted model, not a curated record. NCBI's taxonomy places the organism in Eukaryota, Metazoa, Annelida, Clitellata, Rhynchobdellida, Glossiphoniidae. The transcript has a single exon. The coding region runs from base 1 to 1155 and encodes 384 amino acids.
AUGUUGAAUCAAAAAAAUUUCAACGUUAAUAAUAAAACGAAUUCAACUAGAAACGCUGGAACUUCAAAAAAUAGACUUCAUAUAGACAACAACAAUAUCGCCUUUAAUCGGUUUGUACCGCCUCCAUAUCUUCCACCUUCAUUCGUUCCACCUUCAUUCGUACCACCUUCAUUCGCUCCACCAUCCUUUGUUCAACCUUCCUUCCUUCCCCCACCCUUCCUUCCACCUCCUUUCCUUCCACCCCCCUUUAUUCCGCACCCAUCAAAAUUUGAUUUCAAAAAGACGGACAAAAAUUACCACAUCCAACCAGCACUUCACAACCAGUACAACCACAACGUAGAAGAAUACGAUCCGGCAAAUCCAUGGAUUGAAAAAAGCUCUCAUCCCAAAGAGGAAGUGGAUCAUACUGCUGGGCAGCCAGAGUACGUACCUACAAGUAAAAAAAGAAAGCGUGGUGAAGAUAACUCCGAUAACCUGGCUUGCAAAAAGACGAAUGUUGAAAAAAGUACACCCGCAUUGACUUCAAUUAACAUUGAUGAUCUUUUCAAAAACCUAGUUCGAACCGGUUUAAUUAAACCGACCUCAGUAAAGAGCGAACACGAGGAUACGUUGAAAGAUAAAUGGACCGGCCACAAAAAUCGCAGUUUCCCGAUUGAAUCAGCAACAACAACAGCAAGCAAAGAAUCGAAACAAUUUCAAUUGAGAGUUACAUGCAUCAGAAUAGACCCACGAAUUACAAAUAAUUUGCGAAAAGGAUUGCUCUGCGAGAUCUGUGGAGUGAAGUUUAGGAACGACGCUCCAUUCCAAUUUUUAAAAGACAGAGCGGUCCAAGUAUCAGCAGAAGCGAGACUGCAAAACCACAAGCUAGAGCAUUCGCAAAAAAACCCAGCUAAAGAUAGAAUAUAUUACCUAAAAUUAGAAGAAUGGGUGAAGCAGGACUCAAGAAACAUAUCAAUUGAUUAUGGAGAGCCGAUUGUUGUUGUUGCAACUGAGAAAAGGGCAGAUACAACUCUUAAAACGAAAAAGAGAAAAAGGGAUGAAGAUGUCAACAAUCUACACAAAAAAGAAGAUGACGACAACCACCGCAAAAAAAUUGAGAAAGAGUAUGACCAGAUUAUCAGCAAGUAUAAGAAGAAACGAGUCGCAGCAUCUUAG